This is a messenger RNA of Camelus dromedarius (Arabian camel), 1016 nucleotides long. It is a transcript of the gene RPS12, whose product is annotated as ribosomal protein S12. NCBI's taxonomy places the organism in Eukaryota, Metazoa, Chordata, Mammalia, Artiodactyla, Camelidae. The record is from RefSeq and is a predicted model, not a curated record. Gene Ontology annotation, molecular function: structural constituent of ribosome. Gene Ontology annotation, cellular component: cytosolic small ribosomal subunit; ribosome. Gene Ontology annotation, biological process: translation. The transcript is spliced from 7 exons. The coding region runs from base 181 to 651 and encodes 156 amino acids.
CCGGCACUACCAGAGCCAGCUCUUUCGUGGAAGGGAAUGCACAUGCGCCCAGGGGGUCCUGGGACACCCUUAAAUACCGUCUUGCAAGCGUGCUGGUCCUCUUUCCCUGCCGCCGCCGAGUCGCGCGGAGGCGGAGGCUCGGGUGCACUCAAGAUUCGGCUCCACCCGUAACCCACCGCCAUGGCCGAGGAAGGCAUUGCUGCUGGAGGUGUAAUGGACGUCAAUACUGCUCUACAAGAGGUGCUGAAGACCGCCCUCAUCCAUGAUGGCCUAGCACGUGGAAUUCGCGAAGCUGCCAAAGCCUUAGACAAGCGCCAAGCCCAUCUUUGUGUGCUUGCAUCCAACUGUGAUGAGCCUAUGUAUGUCAAGUUGGUGGAAGCUCUUUGUGCUGAGCACCAAAUCAACCUGAUCAAGGUUGAUGACAACAAGAAGCUAGGGGAAUGGGUAGGUCUCUGUAAAAUUGACAGAGAGGGAAAACCCCGUAAAGUGGUUGGUUGCAGCUGUGUGGUUGUUAAGAUGGAAAACCAGGAGCACCCGGGAGCACAUUUCAGAGGAAGCUCUGAGGGCAGGAGGUGGACCAUGUUCCUGACUGCCAUCAGGAACUGGGCCACGGGAACACGGAUGUCACUUUCCCAAAGGUACAUGAAUUAGGACAGCUUGAACUAUGGAGAAACUACUAAUAAAAUUUCAAGAGGUCAGCCCAGCACAUAUUGAAUAAUGACUGCGGAAUGUUUUCCCUAUUGUUGUGCGGUUCCGGCCUGGCAGCCCUGGCCAGGGUGGCUCGGCCCAGCCUGCCCGGUGCAGUGUGGGGCCUUUAACCACGGGGCAAGCCAUUAACCGGCCGGUGAAGGAGCAGCACAUUGUUGUGUUAAACCACAACAGCGUCUGUGGAAUCCAAGAGCCAUAAAGCCCUAGCUCUGAUGCUGCCUGACACAGGCAUAAUUCAUGAACUCUGUAAUUUAAAGGGAUUUCAAUGCAAUUGUAAAACUAAUAAAAAAUGAAAUGCUUUGGGGAAA